UGGGAGAGCCUCAGUGCGCUUCGAAAUAACGCCCGUCAACAUACGCCGAGAGAGGCGCUACUUGGCUCUUGACUUUUUUUUGGUUUCUUUCCGUUUUGUCCACGAUGAGCACCGCGGCUUCAGAGACUGUAUUUCUUUCCGCUCUACAGCCAAACAACUCGGUAACCACCUAUGGACUCCCGUCCGACAUCCAGCUCGGGAGCGGCGCCUCGGUCUCGGACGAGAUGUCCAGGGUCCGGAGGGUCCAGCAGCAGGUUCAAAUGCGGCUAGCCGAGAAGUCCACACUUCCGCGUCACAAUGGCUCCACUUCUGCCUACGCCAUGUCAGACUAUGGCGGAUCUUCCACUUUGAAGUAUCAGACUUACAACCCGGGUUACAGCUCCAAAUCGUCCUACAUGUAUACAGGCUCCAAAACCAUGACUCCACAGAUAUCACAGAGGUCCUCCGGCUUUAGCUCUCUCUCAGCUGGCCCAGACAUGGCCCAGCUCCAUAGGAUCAGUGUCGGUGGCGGAGGAGUUGGAGGCGGUGGCGGUUAUUACAGAGAAGACGUCCACAUGGGCACCUACCAAGGGAACCGGAACCAGAUCCGCAUGGAACCAGACCUCGUCUCCAUGCAUGCGAUGAGACAGCAGACACUGCCUGCGAAUUCCUGGAUGGCGGAUGGCAGCGAUGCUGCGAGCUUGAUGUCUGACCGCGAUGCCACCUUCAACCGCCAAUAUGUCCAGACCAAUGGCUACACCAGCCAGGUGAGGCAAGGAGGAGGCUCCAUGGCCUAUCAGGCGCCCAUGCGGCGAUCACACAGCGGCACUAUCUCGCGUGGCACAGGAAUGGCAGGAGGACAGGUGGAGAUGGUCCAGCAAUCCUUCAAAGGCCCAGCGUAUCGCACCCUCAACAGGAUUAACAACCGAAACCGGAUGAGCAUGGGCUCCAUGUCGGGGACCCUGCAGCGGCACAUGUCUACUGGAUCCGGCAUGUAUGUAGGCGGAGUGGACAAAGUGGACAUGGGCUUCAUAGGGCCAGGAGUAUCCUCCGCUUCUCAGGGGAACUUGCAUGCCAUGCAGCAGCGUCACGGUAGCAUUUCCCGGGCCAUGUCAGUCAAAAGCAUGCAGAGUGUGGGACGGGGGGCUGACAUAUUUAACGGGCAGAUGGGGAUCGGAAGCAUGGGAAACCUCAGUGGCAUCACCUCUUUGGACAUGGCCACAGCUGUGCAGUACCUGAGAGAACCAGACCACGAUUUGCAAGUCCUGGGUGCAGCUUACAUUCAGCACGAGUGUUACAAUGACAGCGAUGCCAAACAUGAGGUGCGUCAGUGCAAGGGCAUCAGUGAGCUGGUGAAGCUCUUCAAUGCCGAAAACCAGGAAGUGCAACGCUAUGCCACUGGUGCCACGCGCAACCUCAUCUAUGAGAACAUGGAGAACAAGGUGGCCCUGAUCGAGGAGGGGGGCAUCCCCCAGCUGGUGGAGGCGCUUAAGGAGCCAGACGACGAGCUCCAAAAGAACAUUACUGGUAUAUUGUGGAACCUUUCAUCCAAAGACACUUUGAAGGAGAAGCUGGCCCGGGAGAUUCUUCCGGAUCUGACCGACAGGAUCCUCAUCCCUCUGUCGGCCAGCGAUGAAUCAGAGGGCGUCAGACAGUCCGCUUCCGAGGCUGAAAUCUUCUACAACACCACCGGCUGCCUCAGGAAUCUGAGCUCAGUGAAUGAGAAGACUCGUCAGCAGAUGAGACAAACCCACGGCCUGGUGGACUCUUUGGUGAGCUACAUCAGAGCCUCAUUAGACGAGAGCAAGGCGGAGGACAAGGGGGUGGAAAAUGCAGUGUGUGUCUUGAGGAACCUCUCCUACCAGCUCUACAGCGAGAUACCGCCAUCCGCUCUGCUUCGCCUGGAGGGGCCGAGCCGAGCUGAGGACUCCGGGAAGGGAGAAGCCAUUGGCUGCUUCACGCCUCAGAGCAGGAAGGCCAAAAAUAGCAUGAACCAGGAUGUCUCCACGUUCACCGAGGUGGCCCGGGUGCCAAAGGGGAUGGAUUGGUUGUGGCACCCACAGAUAGUGGGGAUCUACAACCGGGUCCUGCAGCUGUGCGAGAUCAACUCCACCACCCGUGAGGCAGCGGCAGGAGCGCUGCAGAACAUCACGGCUGGAGACAAGAGGUGGGCAGCAGUGCUGAGUCGCGUGGCCAUGGACCAGGAGCGCAUGUUGCCUGUUCUGCUCGACCUAUUGCGCACGAACAAUGACCUCGAGCUGCGUUCCAUCACUGGCUUUCUCCGAAAUCUGUCCCGCCAUGCCAAGGAUAAGAAUUACAUGGCCACAAAGGUGGUCAACAACCUGGUGGCCAAGCUGCCAGCCGACGGCCACCAGAAGGAGCCGUCAAGCGACGUGGUGGUCAACAUUUGUGGAAUCCUCAAUAAUUUGGUGACGUCCAGCUCUGUCGCCGCUAGGGACGUGUGCUUCUUUGACGGCCUGCCCAAACUGGUCGGCAUUAAGAAUUUGCAUGACUGCAGUUCCGGAAAGAUAAGAGCAGCCAAAGCAGCCGCCACCGUGCUCAGCAACAUGUUCCAGUACAAGAAACUACACAAAGACUACAAGCAGAAAGGGUUUACAAGACCAGACUUUGCAGACAUGACCAUCUAAAAUUAAGGCACCCUUUCGAAGAAGUUUGAUCAGUCCUGCACCCCACCAGCAACCGACGGAAGAAGUCUUCUCUCGCUGACUGACUACCUUUUAAAGCCAUUCCAAGAUAACCCAGGCUCCAUUUUUUUUUAUCUGCUAGAAAGUAUGUGAUGAUAACGCUCAAUGGAUGUGAGAGUGGAAAAGGGACCUGAGCAUGUCUGACUGUUGCGAACCAAAAAUGGGAGCACUGUAUUUUAGUGUUGUUAGUGUGUCAUCAGGGAUAUGUUUUUGUACAAGCAGAUGAAAGUGUUCCUGCUGUGUAAAUAAGCAUUAUCAUAGAAACUAAUGUGGUACUUACACAGCAUCUUUGUAUAUAUUGCUUUUUGUUCUACUUAAACAUAUUAUGUUUUAUACACUGUAGAUUAUAGCAAUAAUAAUAAUGUGUAGCAAUGAUUUUAAAACAAUUAAUGUAACUGAAUGUAAUCCAGAGAUAACUCAUGGAGUUUUGUCUGCUUGUUUAUAGCUGUAAUGGGAUAUUGGUGUGCUUUCUUUUUAAGUCACAUGUGAAGUGUUAUGUUAUAUUCCUUUUCAAUCACACUUUCAAUUUUGAAAAAGGCUGUACCUGUAGAGAAAGAGAGAGUGUGUGUGUGUGUGUGUGUGUGAUUAUGAAAGCAGUGGUGAAAGAAUGCAGUCCUAACUAGUUUUCAUGUGUUUGUUUAGUCAUCAAGGUUUUUAUUUUUGUCAACGGUCCAUGUCACAAUUUUGAUUUCCACUAUAGGUUUGAUUUUCCUCCAAUGACAUGCAUUAUUUGACAGCGAUGUGUCAAUGUUGUAUUUUAAAAAGCUGUUUUUUUUUGUUCCUUAGCAUAUGUCAUAUACAUGCUGCUAUAUCCUCUGAUUGAAUAAAGAAACAGAUCUAACGUG
Dunckerocampus dactyliophorus (ringed pipefish) is the source of this 3529-nucleotide messenger RNA. RefSeq names its product plakophilin 3a (gene pkp3a). Gene Ontology annotation, molecular function: cadherin binding. Gene Ontology annotation, cellular component: adherens junction; cytoplasm; nucleus. Gene Ontology annotation, biological process: cell-cell junction assembly; cell-cell adhesion. NCBI's taxonomy places the organism in Eukaryota, Metazoa, Chordata, Actinopteri, Syngnathiformes, Syngnathidae. The record is from RefSeq and is a predicted model, not a curated record. The coding region runs from base 105 to 2627 and encodes 840 amino acids. The transcript is spliced from 13 exons.